Molecule: messenger RNA, 1739 nt
Organism: Colias croceus (clouded yellow)
Lineage: Eukaryota; Metazoa; Arthropoda; Insecta; Lepidoptera; Pieridae
Product: cytochrome P450 4C1-like
Exons: 11
Coding region: 107-1579 (490 amino acids)
Molecular function (GO): heme binding; iron ion binding; oxidoreductase activity, acting on paired donors, with incorporation or reduction of molecular oxygen
Source: RefSeq, a predicted model, not a curated record
GUUUUGUGUCUGUUUGUCUCUAGAGCGUUUCUCAACGGCAGGACAGUUUUAAACUUGUGGAAGUGACAAUGAAGGAUACAGCUACAUAAACCCAUGUCGUGUAAACAUGUUGGCGAUAAUACUGAUUAUUAUUAUCUGUGGCCUGUGGGCGUGGUCCAGGAUAAGAAAGAAUUACCACGAGCCUCCAGCUAUUCCCGGGGGAUUGCCUCUAGUCGGUCAUGCCCAUUUACUUGUUGGAGAUAGUGUUCAACUAUGGACCACAGUGAAAGAGCUCUCCUACGAGUGUCUGCGGCUUGGAGGGGUGCUGUCUGCUACAAUAGGGCCACGUACUAUUUAUAUUGUUUGCGAUCCAGAUGAUGCGUUGACGGUAGCAAACUCAUGCCUACAAAAGGAUACUUUUUACGAAUUCGCUAAGCCUUGGCUUGGAGAAGGAUUGGUUACUGGCAAAUUAUCCAUCUGGAAGCACCAUCGCCGUCUUCUGAACCCAGCGUUCAGUUCCAUCGUUCUGGAUGGAUUUCUGGGCGUCUUCAACAGCCAGUCUCGAAGGCUAGUCCAGGAACUGUCGAAGGAAGUCGGCAAAGGACCGUUUGACCACUGGGUGUAUACUCGCCAUAAUGCUUUGGAGACUAUUUGUUUAACAGCAUUGGGAAUAGACUUCACCGAAAAAAGUGUUCUAAACAGCCAAUACGUGCAAGCAACAGAGCAGAUAUUUAACGUCUUCGUGGAAAGGUUCCAGAAGUUUUGGCUCCACAAUCACUUUAUAUACAGCCUGUCAUCGUUGCGCAGGAAACAAGACAAUCUACUCAAGAUUUUACAUAAUAUGUCUUAUACAGUCCUUCAAAAACGGAAAGCUGAUUACUUGAAAAGUUUGGAAUCUGGUAACAAAGAAGAUAAAACAGGUACAAAAUUCAAGCCAUUCAUGGAUCUUCUACUAGAGUUAUCAGUGGAGAAGGGUGCGUUCAACGACCGUGAAAUACAGGAGCAUGUAGACACAAUGAUUGUAGGCGGCCAUGAUACGUCAGCUAGCGUGCUUAUGUUCACCCUGGUGUUGAUAGGAUCUCAUCCACAUGUACAGGAGAAGAUCUUUGAAGAAUUACGUGAAGUUUUUGGCAACGAUGAUCGUGACGUCACCAAACAGGAUCUCUCACAAUUGAUUUAUUUGGAAGCCGUGUUGAAGGAGAGCAUGAGGAUAUUCCCUAUCGUACCUGUGACAGCUAGAAUACUUGAUCGAGACCUUAAAUUGAAGCACUGCACACUAUCCAAAGGCCGUACCUGCUUCAUGUUCGUGCACGGCAUCCACAGGCAUCCGAUGUGGGGUCUAGACGCGGAGGAAUUCAAGCCAGAAAGAUGGCUGAACCCUGCGACGUUGCCAGACUGCCCUACCGCGUUUGCUGCUUUUAAUAUGGGAAGAAGGAUAUGUAUAGGUAAAUCAUACGCCUAUAUGUCGAUGAAGACAUCUCUCGCACAUCUCAUGCGUCACUAUAAGGUAAAAGGAGAUCAUACAAAAUUGGUGCUGAAAAUUGACGUGAUGCUAAAACCUGAAGAAGGCCAUUAUAUUAGCAUAGAAAGAAGAAGUUAACAAAUAGAAUAUAUUAUAGAAUUAUGGUCUAUACUCUAUUGUUUGAAAUCUCAUCAAAAUUUAAUUUCAUAAUCAAAGAACUUACGUAGUAUUUAGAGUAUUUUGUGGGAGAACGUAGUAGAACUUAUGUAAUUUAGAUGUAGGUUAUUUUAUAAACAAA